UUGUCGGUUCUGCUUAAAAUAUUAGGAAGUUUGAUAUUCAAAUAAAAAUGUUAAUAAAAAUGAAAAUCAUUGAAAAAUUCGUGCAAAAUGUUCGCUGUUAUUCGUCAUCUGUUAAAUCAAUAAAAGAACAAUUAUUAAUACAGAAAACAACGUACAAAACAGACGAUUGGACAAAUAUAAACUCUCGUUUUGAGCCGUUUGUUGGAGCAAAUCUGUACGCAAAAUCAAAUCAUCCAUUGCGUUUGACUCACGAAGAAGUGACCGCCUUCUUCAAAAAGUGGUUCAAUGAAAAUAUAGACAAUACCAUUGAAUUGCCGGUCCAUAAAAACUUGGAUCCCCUUGAGCCGAAUACAUCGACAGAAAAGGUGCCAAAUGCCUUCUACGUAAAUAAAGAUUUAAUAUUACGAACUCAUACCAUCAAUCGUGAAGUGAAUUAUUUAAAAUCGGGCUUAGACAAUUUCAUAUUGAUUUGCGAUUUGUAUCGUCAAUGUGAAAUGGAUGAGCUACAUUUUCCAGCGUUUCAUCGCAUGAAUAUCAUUCGCACAAAAAAUUGCGAGAAACUUCUUCGCCGGAGUAAACAGAAAGAGACACAACAAGCCCAAACGGCAACGCAUUUAAAAGAUGAGUAUCAAACGGCAUUGAUCGAAAUGGCAAAGCAUUUUCUUGGAACAGAUGUGAAAUAUCGUUGGACUGAUGCGAAUUUGGCCGCCACUGAACCAUCGUCGGUGUUUGAAGUUUAUCAUAAAGAUGAUUGGUAUCGAAUUUCUGGAGGCGGUCUUAUAAAAAACGAGAUUUUCGAAAGAAGUGAACGAUCCGAAUAUAGUGCUGGAUGGGAAAUUGGCAUUGGUCUAGAUCGUUUGGCAAUGAUUUUGUUCAAUAUUUUCGAUAUUCGAUUGUUGUGGAAUUCUAGUCCGAUUUUUUUAAAUCGAUUUAGACCGCAGAAAAUUUCAGAGAAAUUACAGACGAAAAUUGAAAGUUCGCCGAACAAUGCAACUAAAAGUGUUAUAGAGAAAAUAGUGCAGCCAACUUCAUUACACGGUAGUAAGAAAAAGACCAAAUGUGAAAAGCACAUUUCAUUUAUCCUUCCUGAGAAUCAGGACCUGGAAUCAUUUCCAUCGGACCAAUUAUGCAAAUAUAUACUUCAACACACAGACAAUGCCGCGAAAAAGGUUGAUGUUUACGAUACAUUUUACAAUUCAAAACUAAACACAUACGUUUUAAACUUGAAAGUCGAAUAUCAAAUCGGACGUCAUCGAACUAAGGACGAAAUUAAUAGUAUACACAACAGUGCCAGAGCUCAUGCAGCGCAUAACUUUAAUUUAACAUUAAAGCUCUAGAUUUUAUCAUAAUAGUAUAACGCAAUAAAAUUGAUGCCCAAAUAAAUGUCUUGUGUAGUUUAUUUGUCCUUCAAUUUUCAGUAUAUGGCCUUGAAAAUGUGAUCAGAUGGUAUGCAUCGUGCUCUUAGAUGUCCCUUAAUCGGUUGCCAUGGUAACGGAAUGCAAGUCACUCUCCUGAAAUAAUCAGGAGAAAAUAAUUCGAUUGUCGUCGCAUCGUCUCGCUGCAUCCUCAGUAAACGUCAAAAUAUUUUUACUUUACACAGAAAAAUAAUUCUUACAGACAAUUUGAAUUUCUUUACAAUUUGCUCAAUUGAAUGCAUUCAAACGAUGAAAUUGAUCGGAAAUUCUUAUGUUUUAUUGAAUAAAGUUUUAGAAACAUUCAAAUAAAUCAGAAACUUCAUAAAAAUCUCAAACUGUGUGAUGUAAUCGUCGAAGUAAUGCUAAAUCGUGUACUUCCGUUUGUCAUUUUUGUGGCUUUGAGCUGCGUGUUGAAUGGUAGAGGACAGCAAGAUGAAAGCACUGAAUCUGUUGAUGGUUCGGAAAUAAUCGGUCCAUAUUUUGAUGCAAAUAUUCCACAAAAUGUAACUGCUAUCGUCGGAAAGUCAGCAUUUCUUCGUUGCCGAGCACGGAAUCUUGGAAACAAAACCCUGGCUUGGCUUCGGCAUAGAGACGUACACAUACUCACUGUGGGCAGUUAUACGUACACAACGGAUCAACGUUUUCAAGCCACUUAUAAUAAAGACUUGGGCGAAAGUGUAUUAGAAAUCAAAUGGGCAUCCAUUCGAGAUGCUGGCUUAUUCGAAUGUCAAAUAUCCACUCAACCGGUUCGAAGUUUAUUUGUGCACUUAGAAGUUGUUGUUCCGACCGCUGUUAUAUGGGGAGCACCGGAGAUUUUUGUCGAAAAAGGACAUAUGAUAAACAUAACAUGCACGAUAAAUUAUAGUACUGAACCGCCCGCUUACAUAUUUUGGUAUCAUCAAGAUGAGGUGAUUAAUUUUGACUCAGCUAGGGGUGGCGUGAGCGUUAUAACAGAAAAGGCCGAUAUAACUAUAUCACAUUUGCUCAUUCAAAAGGCCGAUUUAGCAGAUUCUGGGAGAUAUUCAUGCAGUCCGUCAAAUGCAGAUGUUGCCAGUGUUCGUGUUCACGUCACAUGAAUAAUAUUGACUCUGAGUUUUUGUUCGAUUCUACGGGUAUUUAGAAUAUAAUCACAUUUGGUCAUAUUUUUUUUCGAUUUUGUGUUAAUAAA
Contarinia nasturtii (swede midge) is the source of this 2583-nucleotide messenger RNA. RefSeq names its product probable phenylalanine--tRNA ligase, mitochondrial. The record is from RefSeq and is a predicted model, not a curated record. Bases 1775 to 2491 code for a protein of 238 amino acids. Gene Ontology annotation, cellular component: mitochondrion; neuron projection membrane; cytoplasm. Gene Ontology annotation, biological process: synapse organization; phenylalanyl-tRNA aminoacylation. Lineage: Eukaryota; Metazoa; Arthropoda; Insecta; Diptera; Cecidomyiidae. The transcript has 5 exons. Gene Ontology annotation, molecular function: tRNA binding; phenylalanine-tRNA ligase activity; ATP binding.